AUGAAGUGCUUCGUCGCUAUCGUUCUCUUGGCCCUCUGCGCUGUAGCCUUAGCUGCAGAGAAACCUCUGGAACCCGAAAAGCUCGAGCCGCAGCAGCAACCGAACGUAGAAGGUGUGGACGGACCAAGGGAUAAGAGAACACCUGUGCUGGCCUACACUGCGCCACUUGCAUACACUUCUUACAUAUCACCAUAUACCUACGCUGCCAGUUACGGCUUGCCCUAUGCCUAUAGCGCGUCCUACUAUCGCUCUUACCCUUACUACUAUAACACAUACUAUUAGGGUUAAUUCUGAGUUAUCAGAGUUAACGCCUGAAGGAUUUUUCUGACGAAGACUACGGAAACGAUUAUGGCAAUCGCAAAGAUUUUCAACCAAAUAGUUUACUUUGAGCUUACUUAAACUAAGAUAGCCAAUAGCUGGACGAAAUUUUCUCCGAUGUUAACAUUCGAAAAGCUCCUAACUAUUUCUCCAAUGAAAUU
Messenger RNA from Eufriesea mexicana, 479 nucleotides. RefSeq lists its product as uncharacterized. Bases 1 to 282 code for a protein of 93 amino acids. The transcript is spliced from 2 exons. The record is from RefSeq and is a predicted model, not a curated record. Lineage: Eukaryota; Metazoa; Arthropoda; Insecta; Hymenoptera; Apidae.